This is a messenger RNA of Helianthus annuus (common sunflower), 396 nucleotides long. Its product is annotated as extensin-2-like. The record is from RefSeq and is a predicted model, not a curated record. The transcript has a single exon. The coding region runs from base 1 to 396 and encodes 131 amino acids. Lineage: Eukaryota; Viridiplantae; Streptophyta; Magnoliopsida; Asterales; Asteraceae.
AUGUACGUGGACGAAGAUCCAGAUCCAGUCAUGCAACCAUCUGGGACGCCUACGCAUCCCAUAGACAUUUCCAGUAGUUCUGCAUCAUAUGCGGGAUCGCCUUACCAUGGCCUCGAUGAAUGGGUCGAAUGGUGGGGAAGAUACAAGUGGGAGUUUACUCCCUCAUAUCAUAACACACCACCUCCACCUCCACCAGAAGAACCAUACCUACAAGCGGUAACACCGCCACCACCACCAGUGGAGGAACAACCACCGCCACCUCCAAGGAGAAGGCGGAAUGUACGCAUGUCAGUGUGUGGGGUGCCACGCAUAAGUUCGCCCCCAAUCACACAACUACCCUCUAUUCCUGAGGAUCCCCAAAAUGGGAGGACCCUCAAAUGCUACACCGAUGAUUGA